Molecule: messenger RNA, 2182 nt
Organism: Exaiptasia diaphana
Lineage: Eukaryota; Metazoa; Cnidaria; Anthozoa; Actiniaria; Aiptasiidae
Exons: 2
Coding region: 1648-2127 (159 amino acids)
Source: RefSeq, a predicted model, not a curated record
UUGUUUACUUGAUGCACAGCCACAAUGCCCAUUUGCAAAAAAAGGUUCCGCAAAAACGUCGCUCACAUCAAGACAUGUGACAUAGAUUGCUGUGACGCUAAUCUUAAGGCUGAAUGUAACAAAAGACCGGGGUGGCCUGGGACAAAGAUUUCGUCGUCGAUCCACACUAAUAAUAACACUGGAAAUGUCAAUAARGGACAAGGAGUAGGUGCUCGAUUGACAAGCUCAAUAUGGUGCCUUCUGCUGGUUGCUUUUUGUGUKGGUUACMGUAYRAUGGAGACAUGUAGGUGAGCCUGGUGGUUGAUCUGGAAGUACUCUAAYARAGAACUAUUUGAAAUGCUACCAGUUAGCUUUUACUACAACUUAAUCAAAAAAGACAUUAAAGACUUUGUAGGUUUCGUUGAGUCUGACAGGGUGACAURCCCAAAAUCCUCUCCUGGUAGCUAACUAAAAUUCACUGUUUACUAAACAGUAUGAAGAUACGUUUCAAUGAUUGCAACAUAGUUUUGGCGUAAUGGUAUAGUCUUUUAAAAAAUAUUUCCUUUGUAGCUCUAACUCGUACCUACUUGUUACUAUGUUGUCUCUAAGCUCGAAGGGGUUUGCGGGAAGURCAGAGUCACGCGCCCCUUAAAACAGCAAGAGAGAGGUCGGUUAUGAGUUUGUCUUUAUCUGUUAGACGUUUAUCGCUAAAUAAGCUUUUUUAKAAAUAAUGCUUACCAAAUCUCAUGGGAGAAACUAACGCAGUUUUCUUUUUCCAACUUUUUUAAUAGAAGUCGUUCGUGAUUCGUGCAUGACAAAGACGACGUUUAAAUUUAAAUAGUAUAGGUGGCGUACAAGAAACAUUCACAUCAGUGCUAUAAGCUUUGAUAAUAUAGGUCAUAAUAUCGACGACUGUAAAAUUUCACGGAAAGAAUAAAAUCUGUUGUGAUACGAUGGUCGCAGACCACAUGGAUAGAAUCAGACGAAUGCAUUAGAACUAUUAUUAUAAUAGUUGACGUAAAAKUCGUAGGUUUUUGAGAAGACAAUUAUUAAUAGAUCAUUUCAACACCAUUAACAAGGAUUGUAGCAGGUCAAGUUCUUUAAUCGUGUUAUAUUUGUAAAUAUUCAAUUUUGAGUAGGAGUUUAUAUUAAUUGUUCAAUGUAUCAGGCGUUGGUAUUUCAUAUCUCAAGGAUCCAUYACCUUACAGCCUCUUAAAUACAUAGUGACAUUCCUGUUCGCACUAUUACUAGUACAAGAGGUCAAUGGACUCGUUGAAAUCUUACUGACAACGCUUUUUCCACCUUUUAUUCAUUUCUAUUCUUUUUUUUUUCUAUUUAUACUUUGAAUGUUAGAGUUUGUUUUUGCUUUAGUUGAAUAUCUUUGAUGACAGAUGUUACAUCACUUGACGAUAACAAUAGCAGCCGUGGUCACUAUAGUAGAUAAGCGUGCCAUACUUGGGUCGUGUUAGGGCAAACAACAUUGAAUACACUACUGUUAAACGUUGAACUUCCUACAAUGAGAUGUUAACAAGCAUAUGUGUUGAGAUGUGAUCAGACGUUGAUAUUGGCUAUCAUAACAGACAUCAUUCUUAAGUUUCGCUGUGAAUUUCUACUCUACGCUUGAACGGUGAAAGUUAAAUUCGCAGUAAUACGAGUAAACUAGGGAUCAUGGAUUUCGUGAGGUUUUUCUUGGUCUUAUGCAUCAGCUUMAUGGGAAUCAACCAAGUUCUGACAUUGCGCUGUUUAAAAUGCUUCUCGUACGAUUCAAUGGCUGACUGUAUGACAAGUGUAAGUGUUGUGAAGUGUAGUAGUGAUUACAAUCGAUGUAGYAACACUACMGUUMAGAUCCACAUCGAUAUCAUGAAAGAGACCAUCACAGGAUACCAGCUUGGAUGUGCUAAAGAAACAGAAUGUCAACAGAAAACAUGUCCCCGUCAUUUUGCACUUGAAAUGGGAAAAUACACGUUAAAGAAGUGUGAUAUCAUGUGUUGUUCAAGAGAUCUCUGCCCAUUGCUGCCAAAUGCAACGUUACGCCCUCCUGAAAAGACCGGACCAGUCAAAGGUGCCCGUGGGGGAGUAGGGACAGUGACGUUUGUACAUGUAUAUUUGUGGGUGGURAUCAUUGGAGUGUUUUCUUUGCUAUUUUAAAGGAUCAACUAGAGUAAACACGUUUUUAUAUUUAAAUAAACGCAAAUAGUUGCUA